This is a messenger RNA of Seriola dumerili (greater amberjack), 899 nucleotides long. It is a transcript of the gene gtsf1, whose product is annotated as gametocyte-specific factor 1-like. Lineage: Eukaryota; Metazoa; Chordata; Actinopteri; Carangiformes; Carangidae. The record is from RefSeq and is a predicted model, not a curated record. The coding region runs from base 79 to 621 and encodes 180 amino acids. The transcript is spliced from 7 exons.
ACAGGGUCCCCAAACAUCCAGCUCCUCCAAAGCCACAGCUGAGCAACUAAGGUGUUCUCAGUAAAUCCCCGCCUCGAGAUGACGACCACAUUCAGAUUUGGAACCACUAGCGGUCCAUGCAAGACUACCGCUGCUGAGAGGGCACAUCUGGCAGAGGAAACUGCUGAAAAAGGGAACUGUGAUCCAGAUAAACUUUUGCAGUGCCCCUUUGACAAGAACCACCAGAUCCGGGCUUGCCGCUUCCCUUACCAUCUUAUAAAGUGCAGGAAGAAUCAUCCGCAACUGGCCAAUGAGCUGAAAACCUGCCCGUUUAAUGCUCGCCACCUGGUCCCCAAGCAUGAGCUGACACGCCACACUGAGACCUGUGAGGACAGAAUAUCUGUGGACUCUGAGGAUGGUAUAAGCACAAAUGGACAUUGGAAAUGGCAGGUCCCUGUCAGCACCUGGGUAAAUCCAAACACGACUGAGGACUGGGACAAAGAGGCUGAUGAUGCUCCUGCUCCAUUUGUGUGGGGUAAAAACCCAUCCUUGAAUCAACAACUGGAGAUGAGGCCCACCAACAAUCUUGGUCCAAGUUUUAGAGCACCCAAUACCCUCCCUUGGUCUGGGUUUAAGCCAUAAUAUGUGCUUACUAUAUAUCCAAAAAGAAGCAACAUGUAGGUUAAUGGACUCUAUUGUAUGUAUGCAUGCAUAGAUAUCUUUUUAAAUUUGUUUUUAACAAGUCUUUGCCCAAUUAAGGUUUUAAUUUGCACAGUUAAAUAUAACUUUUCCCAUAUUGGUUCUAGGUUGCAGAGAUCUUAUUUGUAGUUGCAUGAUGUGGAAAAUAACCUAAAUGCAAAGCAUAGUGACUUUUGAGUGGCAUAUACACACACUAAGGCUUCUUUUUCCCGUGUAUUAUC